CAGCAUUUUGAUUAUAGUAUCCCACCCGUUAGGUAUCAAAGAUUCAAAAGCAUUGAAAUGGAAAAGAAUUUGGAACUGUUGGUAUGAAGGAAGAGAAUGGAUAUCUGUAAAAAUGAUGGGAUGAUUUUCAAUAAUUAUAUUCCUCGUCAUAUUUUAGAAAAUGAUGUUGAAAACCUGUAGUUGUGAUUCACAGAGAUCAUAUAUUGAUUGGAUGAAAUCUGUAAUGGUGGGAGGCGCAUUGGGUUGGCAGGUGCAUCAGAGGCGCAACAGGGCGCUCUUGUUGAGCGGGGCUAUUCUUUUCUUCUUCAUCUUCGUCCUACGCCUCCACCUCACCAUCCCGUACUUCCCCUCCUCCCUAUCCGACGGCGUUUCUUCUCCUUCUUCUUCCUUCAACCGCGACUCAUCAUGCGUCUCCUUCCUCAACGACGUCGCUUGGGACCCCCAUAACAGCAGCAGCGACUAUUGGGCUCGGUCCCCUCAAGUGGUCGCCUGCCAGUUCCAGCGCCUCGCCCGCGCUAAUGCUUCCGAUUUAUUGAGUGGGUCGUGGGUCGUGGUCGCCGGGGACUCCCAGGCGCGGCUGUUUGUGGUGUCGCUCCUUGGUUUGGUUUUAGAUUCGGAGGAGAUGGAGGCUAUUAGAGGCGAUUUGUUUAAGCGGCACAGUGAUUAUCGGCACGUUGUGGGUGAAAUCGGAUUGAAAUUGGAUUUCGUUUGGGCCCCUUAUGAGGCGAAUUUAACUGGGUUGGUGAUGGAAUUCAAGCGGAACCUCAAUUACCCGGAUGUUUUGGUGAUGGGUUCGGGGCUGUGGCACAUGCUUCAUCUCACCAACUCCUCCGAUUAUGGGGUUUGGUUGAGGUCACUGAGGAAUGAAUUGGUUGGUUCGGGGUUUUCCGCUCACUUGUUUUGGCUAGGGAUGCCAAGGCUAAUAAACUCGAUGCUGAAUACAGAAGAGAAGAGGGUGAAGAUGAGUGAUGCUGUGGUGGCUGCUUAUGAUAGAGAGAUUUACCAAAGUAUCCUAUUUAUAGGAUUUUUGGCAGCUCAAGUUGACAACAAAAUGAGUUCAAAUCAUGAAGAGGAAGCAGCUAACCAUUACCGACUUACACUUUGAUGUGCUAAAACUUAUAAUUGUUUUGGUGGCUAAUUCAUCAAAUGGGGCAGCAGAUCUAGCUCGAACAUUAUCUGUUUCUAGAGUGUUUAUGGCAUUUGCGGACGAUAGGGAUAUCUUACGAGUGGUGGUGUUUGAUAAUCUGAAACUAUCAAGGAGAUUUCAGUCUCUCCAGAAUGUAAAAGGAUUGAUAUAUAGUUGUGCACAUGCUGGAAAUAUUUCUGCUCAGUAUUUGCUUGCAAAGACAUUACUGUUGGCCACUUCCAAGCUGUUGAUCAGGGAAAAGGAAUAUGCUUGGUUACAAGCUACUUCUACCUGUUUGUGUGCUGAGUGUCGAGCAUAUAGCAGAUGGGUUGCUGAAGAAUAUACUUCAGCAUCUUCAUCUAUGGUUCCUUUCUUGCAUAGUCGGGUUCUUCGCCCAGUUUCACGUCCAAGUCUACCUCACUUUAUACUUGUGAGGUUGUUCCUGGAACGAUGCAGCCAUGAUGACCUUCUCAAAAUGCGUCUCUACUUGAAUCACUAUUUUGAGUACUUUCUUGGAUCAGGGGGAGCUGGCUUUCUCGUGCUCUUCAAUUGUAUCAAGAAAAUGUGUAUAUAUGGUGAUGCUGCACGAUGUUUUGAAAGGAUGGCAAAGGAUUCCAUAGAAAUGAAAGUUAAAGCUGAAAGCAGUGCCAAAUUAUCAGACAAAGGAGCAAAAGGUAUAAUCGCGGUCCAUAGUCGGAUGAUAGACUGGAGUCAUCAAUGUAGUGCCAGGCAGAGAGAGAUGGAAGAUAUGUUAAGAGGAAGGAGAGAAUAUGAUGGUGAGCCUCUUGAUUUUGAUAAGAUAUUUGCUACCUUAACUAAGGAGUUUGAAACAACUACUGCUGUUAAGGAAGAGUGCCCAAAUGACAUAUGGUACAAAUCACCACAUGUGGUAGCUAUAAUCUUUGGCAGACUUGAGGCAAUGUUCACAGAAAAUAGCAGGGUAGCAUUUGAAAAUGUAGAAACCAACCGGGGUUUUGCAAUUUCGUUGUUUGAUCAAUUAUUCCCUUGAAAAUAUGUACCCUUUGCAGGAUUUGAAACUGUCAAAAGAGAUCAACUAGUAUCUUGCUUUUGUUAUAUAGAUGAUCAUGUGAUGUUCUUUACUCUUUCC
Vitis riparia (riverbank grape) is the source of this 2234-nucleotide messenger RNA. RefSeq lists its product as uncharacterized. Gene Ontology annotation, biological process: carbohydrate metabolic process. The record is from RefSeq and is a predicted model, not a curated record. Gene Ontology annotation, molecular function: acetyltransferase activity. The transcript has 5 exons. Bases 161 to 1105 code for a protein of 314 amino acids. Lineage: Eukaryota; Viridiplantae; Streptophyta; Magnoliopsida; Vitales; Vitaceae. Gene Ontology annotation, cellular component: Golgi apparatus.